UGCACAGCUCCGUGAAACACACCUGGUUAUUCAGUGCUACAACGAUGAAGACGUGGAUCUUUGUGCUUAUGCUCACAGUGGCUGUAGCUGCAGUAUCAGCCCACAGUAAAUCCAGGCACAAAAGAACAUGGAUCAUCGACUCGUUCACUAUAGAGGAAGAAAGCCCUGGGCCUUUCCCAUAUCCACUCGGCACCAUCACUGUGGACAAGAAAUAUCUGGUAAAUUUCAUCCUCAGUGGCAGUGGGGUCGAUGUGGAGCCCAUAGGUGUGCUGAGUAUCGACAGGAAAACCGGUCAAAUCCUUGUGCAUAAAAAAGUCGACCAUGAGACCUUCCCAGUUCUCAGGCUUAAAUUUGAAGCCAAGAACGUCUCGAACGACAAAGUGGACACGCGGCUCGGAGUCGAGGUCAAGAUUCAAGAUAUAAAUGAUCAUGCACCAAUGUUUAAACCUCCAAACUAUGAAACAACACUCAACGAAUCGGUACCUCAAGGCAAAUUGGUAACGACGGUCUUCGCAACAGAUGGUGAUGAUGAAUCCACCCCCAAUGGCACUUUCGACUUCAGAUUGGUCUCAGUCACCCCAAAAACAGACAAUGUGGAAUUUUAUAUGACUCAGAACCACUACACAGGACAUGUUUUUUUCAAAGGCUGCUUGGAUUACGAGAAAGCGCAGAAAUAUACCCUCCUGAUUGAAGCCAAAGAUAAAGGAGAAAAAAUGCAGCUGUCCAGCACCAGCACAGUGGUCCUGAAGAUCAUUGACCAUAACAAUCACCUCCCUGAAAUCACUGGCCAAACUGGUCCUGCAAAGAUAAAAGAACGCGAGAGCGGAGUGGAAGUUCUGCGCUUGCAGGUAUCAGACAAAGACACACGAGGGACACCAGCCUGGAGAGCUAAAUUUACUCUUCAUGGAGAUCAGGAGAACUAUUUUAAAAUCCAGACCGACCCCAACACUAAUGAAGGGAUCCUGUCUGUUAUGAGGGAGAUGGAUUACGAGGAACAACGUUUUCGAAACGUGUCAAUCAGUGUGGAAAAUGAGAUUCCUUACUUCUCCUGUAAGGUGAUAAACCCAACUUCUCAGGGUUUAUGGGAAGUAGAGACCUUCUCUGCUGGGUCUGGCACACGUUCUGCUAACCUUCCUAAGCUUUAUCCAGCCACCAUCGCCGUGGAGGACAUCAACGACCCGCCGGAAUUUUUACCUCCUGUUAAAGAAAUAAUGAUCAUGGAAAAUACAAAAGUAGGAACCGUAUUGGGAACCCUUACAGCCAAAGACCCAGACAUAUCAUUUGGAAGCUCAUUUCACUUUAUUAAAGGAGAAGAUAAAGAUAACUGGGUGAAUAUAGAUCCAAACACAGGCCAGAUUUCUGUGGCCAAGGUCAUGGACAGAGAAUCACCUCUGGUGAAGAACAGCACCUACUCUGUCAUUGUGUAUGUGGUGGACAACGCUGAACCUCCAAUGACUGGCACAGGGACAGUGAUCCUACAUCUAGGAGAUCAGAAUGAUAACAUACCACUGCUGCAGAUGGACAAUGUCAAUGUGUGUUUAUCAGACAAGGAAAGCACAACUAACAUCAGUGCUGUAGAUCUGGAUCUUCCUCCAUACAGUGCACCAUUCCACUACGAUCUACUGGGAGACAUCAAGGGAAAAUGGAGAAUAGAACCAAACUAUGGAACGACUGUGAACCUGGUCCGAGAGAAGAACAUCUAUUCCGGCCAUUACGAGUUGCAAGUCAAAAUCUCAGACAACCAGGGCUUUGGUUUGGUCCAGAAUUUAUCCGUCACCGUGUGUGACUGCACAGUUACACUUAACUGCCAUGUUCAGAGAUCAGUGGCUGCACAGCCGAGCGUCAGCGCCAUUGGGAUCAUGAUCUUCGCUCUGUUAUUACUGCUAGCUGUUCUUCUGAUGGCUCUUCUGAUCUCCUGCAAGCAAAAGAAAAUUAUGAUCCCAACUGAUGAUGUUCCUGGCUGGUGCCUAAUCAGCUCCAACAUUGAGACACCUGGAACAGACUGCAAGAUACCACCUAAAAUAGCCCAAACAGACCUGACCGAGAACAUUGUGAAGACGUCCAAUACCAUGGAAGUUCAAAAUGGGAUUUCCACACAGGAGAUGAUGCUUCUAAACGGUGUCCAUCAGAAUUUCGCAUCAUCUGCUGAACAGCAAAUGAUCAGGAGAUCUCUCAGACGGAGUUCGACCAGAAGAUCUUACCGGCAGAUCAACAACUAUGAUACGAUGGACUCAAUGAGCCGAAACUAUUCUACUCACUACGCAGAAGACCUUCAUAUGAGACAGGCAUUGCUGAUUCGGCUUGAUCAGAUUCUCCUCCAACUCCAGUCUCCACAAGGCGAGCUUGGCGAUUAUGAGCCUCACUGCUACGCAGAUGAAGGCGAACCCGAGACAGGCCAAAACCUUGAUACCAUCUCCAUUCCUGAGCUGGAAUUCCGUCCAGAAAUCUUUACGAAUUUAGAUUUCCAAUUUAACAAACUAGCAGCUGUGUGCAAACCCGAUCUAAUGUCGAGGAUCGAGUAAAAAAAAAAAAACACACAAAAAAACAC
Messenger RNA from Silurus meridionalis, 2548 nucleotides. RefSeq names its product cadherin-like protein 26 (gene cdh26.2). Gene Ontology annotation, molecular function: cadherin binding; calcium ion binding. The transcript is spliced from 17 exons. Gene Ontology annotation, biological process: homophilic cell-cell adhesion; cell-cell junction assembly; multicellular organism development. The record is from RefSeq and is a predicted model, not a curated record. NCBI's taxonomy places the organism in Eukaryota, Metazoa, Chordata, Actinopteri, Siluriformes, Siluridae. Gene Ontology annotation, cellular component: plasma membrane; catenin complex; adherens junction. Bases 45 to 2522 code for a protein of 825 amino acids.